Sander lucioperca (pikeperch) is the source of this 4886-nucleotide messenger RNA. Its product is annotated as serine/threonine-protein kinase tousled-like 1-B. Gene Ontology annotation, biological process: intracellular signal transduction; peptidyl-serine phosphorylation; chromosome segregation. NCBI's taxonomy places the organism in Eukaryota, Metazoa, Chordata, Actinopteri, Perciformes, Percidae. Bases 437 to 2722 code for a protein of 761 amino acids. Gene Ontology annotation, cellular component: nucleus. Gene Ontology annotation, molecular function: protein serine/threonine kinase activity; ATP binding. The transcript is spliced from 22 exons. The record is from RefSeq and is a predicted model, not a curated record.
GCUGUUCUCAGGUCGACGCUGAGAUGUGCCUAACAGUCAACCUAUGGCUAGUUUGAAGGAGGUUAAAAUGAUCCCAGAUCAGUGUCUGUUUCUGUGUCAUGCCAUCCCCCAUCGCGCUGCUAGGUGCGCGCCAGCCUCGCGAUAGCCUCGCCUACUAGAAUCAAAGCUCCGUUCGCGAACUGGAUGCUGACAGGCGCGCGGGGCGGUCAUCAUGCAAAGGUUACAUUGGAUCCGUUUCAGCGAGUCUCUAAAGAAGCCGCUCCUCCGCAGGACCCGCACGGGUCACAAAAUGCGAGACGUCUAGCAACACAAAAACGCUAGGACUCAACGUUUCCUGGGCUGUUUGGCUACAGCAGGUGUCAUCGAUGGACGCAAGUUUGGGAUUUCCACGAACGGCAGUGUGUACGCUGGCUCCACUCGGCGGUAAAGUGGCUUCAUGAGUGUCCAAAGUAACAGUGGAAGUGGUGGUGGAAGUUUGGAGGCGACGCCAUCUUGGUCGCAGCUCUCCUCGUCCCCAACGAUUUCUCAACAACAUAUAACGGCGACCGCAAAGAGCAAGGAAGGCCCCAUGGAGGAGCUGCACAGCCUGGACCCCAGGAGACAGGAGCUGCUGGAGGCCAGGUUCACAGGAGCUGUCACUGGCAACACAGGAGGCAGCACAGGGAGCACCAGUGGAGGUGCUAAGGGUCUGGCCAAUGAGUCCUCUAACCACAGCUAUGGCAGUCUGGGCUCAUCUAGCGACAAGGAGUCAGAGAACUCUGAUUUGAAAAGAGGGAGCUCCCCUGCCUACUCAACCCCGGAGAAGAAGCACUCUGAAUCGUCCAGAGGGAGGAAAAGGAAAGCUGAAACCUAUUCAGAGAGUAGUCAAGGGAAGACUUCCACACGUGGGCCCAAGAUCAGCGACUACUUUGACUUCCAGGGUGGAAAUGGUUCCAGUCCAGUCAGAGGCCUUCCAUCGACUCGUCGCUCUCCACAGAACUCACACUCUGCCCCAGGCUCAAUCGUCCGGCAGAAUAGCUCCUCUCCUACAAGUCUGUGUUUUGGGGAACACAAUCCUAAAGCUUCCUCCAGCAAGUGUGUCCAGACGGAGUUAACAGGCCUGAAACUUGCUGCUCUGGAGAGCAACAAGAGUCUGGACCUGGAAAAAAAAGAGGGGCGAAUAGAUGACCUGCUCAGGGCUAACUGUGACCUGCGGAGACAGAUAGAUGAACAGCAAAAACUCCUGGAGAAAUACAAGGAGAGGCUCAAUAAGUGCAUCACUAUGAGCAAGAAACUGCUUGUAGAGAAGAGCACCCAGGAGAAGCAGUCGUGUCGUGAGAAGAGCAUGCAGGACCGUCUCCGUCUCGGUCACUUCACCACUGUCAGACACGGAGCGUCCUACACGGAGCAGUGGACGGACGGAUACGCAUUCCAGAACCUGAUCAAGCAACAGGAGGGCAUCAACCAGCAGAGGGAGGAGAUAGAGCGACAGAGGAAGCUGCUGGCCAAGAGGAAGCCUCCAAACCCUGCAUCUCCCUCCCUCUCGGUGGCCUCCACCUCUGAACCCAAGCAGCGCAAAACUAAGGUGGUCAACGGCAAUGACUCUGACCCCUUCCUCAAGCCCUCCUUGCCCCAACUACUGACCCUCGCUGAGUACCACGAGCAGGAAGAGAUCUUCAAGCUUCGCCUUGGACAUCUGAAGAAGGAGGAAGCUGAGAUCCAGGCGGAACUGGAGCGGUUGGAGCGGGUGAGGAACCUCCAUAUCAGAGAGCUGAAGAGGAUAAACAACGAGGACAGCUCGGCUUUUAAAGACCAUCCUACCCUGAAUGAGAGGUACCUGCUGCUGCACUUGCUGGGCAGGGGCGGUUUCAGUGAAGUCUAUAAGGCUUUUGACUUGUUUGAGCAGCGAUACGCAGCUGUUAAAAUCCACCAACUCAACAAGAACUGGAGAGAGGAGAAAAAGGAGAACUACCACAAGCAUGCAUGCAGGGAGUACCGGAUACACAAGCAGCUGGACCAUCCCAGAAUAGUCAAACUAUACGACUAUUUCUCUCUGGAUACUGACACGUUCUGUACAGUUUUGGAGUUCUGCGAAGGCAACGACCUGGACUUUUACCUGAAGCAAAACAAGCUGAUGUCGGAGAAGGAGGCACGCUCCAUUGUCAUGCAGAUUGUCAGCGCCCUGCGCUACCUCAACGAAAUCAAACCCCCCAUCAUCCACUACGACCUCAAACCUGGUAACAUCUUAUUGGUGGAUGGUACUGCGUGCGGAGAAAUCAAAAUCACAGACUUUGGCCUAUCAAAGAUUAUGGAUGAUGAUAACUAUGGUGUGGACGGGAUGGACCUCACAUCACAGGGAGCAGGCACCUACUGGUACCUUCCUCCAGAGUGUUUUGUAGUGGGGAAGGAGCCACCUAAAAUCUCCAACAAGGUUGACGUCUGGUCCGUGGGAGUGAUCUUCUUCCAGUGCCUCUACGGACGCAAGCCGUUUGGUCACAACCAGUCACAGCAGGAUAUUCUCCAGGAAAACACCAUCCUCAAAGCCACAGAGGUCCAGUUCCCUGCCAAACCACAGGCUAGCACAGAGGCCAAGGCGUUUAUACGGCGCUGUCUGGCCUACCGCAAGGAGGACCGGUUCGAUGUUCACCAACUGUGCUCGGACUCCUACCUCCUCCCUCACAUGAGACGUUCAAACUCCUCCGGCUCCCUGCAGCCCUCCGCCUCAUCUCUCUCUACCUACUGACUGGCUCUCUCAACAUAACUGACAGGACCCUCUGGCCAAUCUCAAGGCAGGAUUGUUGGAAUCUGAGGAUAAUGGAUGUGGAUUUUUUUUUUUUUUUUUACCUGAGCUGUUCCCAAAUGGUCGAAUAAGCAACAGAGUGGAAUUAAAUGUAGAGCAUGAGAUGGAAAAGAGUUAAGAAGUACAAGUGGGAUACUCACUUUGCAUAUGUUGUACAGAGUUGUGCCCCUGAACUCAACUGCGUGAGAUAGGGGAAAGAACAUAACUGGAAAAUAGAAAGGAAAGAGAGAGGGGCAAGAAUAGAAAGACAGGCUCGGCAUUGUUUGGAGCCAGAAGAUGAUGAAUCUAGAGGAUUUCUUUAUGGACUUUAUUAAAUAAGCCCCUUAGGUGACAUUUCAACAGCUGUAGGAGCUCCUAGAUGCCCUGUCCACCUCGUUUAGCCCAUCAUAAUACACUUCACAAGAUGGCUUAGAAUUUCUUCAGCAUAAAGCCACUGUUAUAGAUGUUCUCUUGUUGCUGAUAUGAGGGUGGCGUUGACCAGCGGGGAUCAGAAGAAAGGGGUGAACAGGUGUGUGUUGCAGAGAUGGUAUGAGUGUCUGUGUAUUAAAUAUGGGCUACCUGCUCAAGUAUACUCUGCAAUCCAUUGUUAUGAGGUACAAAGCGAUGGGGUCAUUGAAUUUACCCUUGAAGUCCCUCUGCACAUGAUGGGGAUUCACUUAAAUGUGAAAAAAAUAGUUCCAGAUUAAAUUUCUGGGGUUGAUUUGCACUUCCGGUCCAGAUAAUGCUAAUCUGGUUUUAUAAAUUUGGCAUGAAGUACUACAGCGUGGGCUUGUUCUGAACUUAUCACUAGCCAAAUCCUCAGUUCACAUUUUCGUUAAGUUGCAAAGCAAUUCAGAUCUACAACUGGGUUUACAGGAAGUGGAUCUGUAAAUCUGUUUUAAUCCAUUUUCGUUGUUCAGAUGAGAGUCAAAAUGUUUCAAACAGCAGAGUAUUACAGUACCAUGUUGUCAUUGAUGUCCUCAACCUGCCUGAAGAGAAUUGGAUUGAACUGAGGGACUUGAUCAGCUGUCGGGACACAGAAUUUAGUGUACAUUUCAUGUGCAGGAGACAUUACUCACUAGCAAAUACAUAAUAAUGAGGCUUAUCCUUGCUUCCCAGUGUCUCACUUUGCUCCGUUUAUUUGUUUCUCCUCCUGAAAGCUGUUCUCAGUUUGCUGCUAUAAAUGUUGCUUUUAGUUUUUAACGUGCGAAUGGUUUUCACCUCGCAUACUUGAACUGUGUUAAGAGGAACAACACGUUCUCACACACACACACACACACGCACGCACGCACGCACGCACGCACACGUUGUCCACAUGAGGUUUUUGUUUACUUUCAUGUACAAGUUCAACAGACCUUAUAUGGAGCAAAGUCCCAGUAUGCUGUGUAGUGAGAAUUGACCACACCUGUUCAUGCCAGUAGAACUGGGCACGCUCCAGUUUGGCUGUGUUGCAGCAUGAUUCACUGCAGCUAGAAAGCAAGUGGAUAUAUCCAAAUGUUGUUGUCGUGUAAAUAAAACACCAACCUGUACCUGUGUGUGGCAUUAUAAAAACCCUCUCACAUACAAGCUAACCUGAACUCUGCCCAAAGCACGCAUGCAACUAGAUGUCCGAUAAAAAGACAAGUGGGAGAAGUUAACAGCAAGUUGUGGUGUCUUAUCUUCUCACUGCACUCUUGCCUGCAUUAAAAGUCUUAAUUAAUUUUAAUUUAUUUUUUUUAUGUGCGAGCCGUUAGAUGAACAAAAAAACCCAAACAGUGAUGUAGUUUCAGUAACCUGAUAGGCAGAUUAAACUGCAGGAAGUACCUGCUCACGGUUUACUGCUCCCACAGCAAGUGAUGAAGUGCAAUGGAACAGGUAAAGUGUGUCCAGUUUGAUAAAUUGUAAUUUUAUCAACUUGAGUGCAGUAAGGCAUAAAACAAACUUCUCCCCUUCUGUCUAAAUUUCUCUUCUACUUGACAAAAGAACAGUAGAAAAUGGGUGCUAGCAUCAAGUGCAUAAUACCACGAGCCGUGUGUAGACAGAUGCAAGUACAGACGUUAGCAAGCUACGUGUCAGAUUACAUUAGCGAUGGGGUUGCAAUGCUAGGCCAUGUCAUUCAUAUGCAAUAAAAAUUGCCUUACAAGUCUUA